AUGGGGCUCAUUAACUGGGUGCAAAAUCGCUUGAAUACCAAACAAGAGAAGAAACGUCCCGCAGCCACAGCCGCCGCCGCCGGUAGCUCGGCUCGCAAUGCUCCGGCACGGGAGCACUUCCGCGACCAGGAGUACGACGCUCGCGAUGAGAGGAGCGCCGGCGACUGGAGCAUGCUCUCCAUUGGGACGCUCGGCAACGAGCAGCCCACGGCGCCAGCGGAGGACCAGGCGGUGCCGGACUUCACCGUCGAGGAGGUGAAGAAGCUGCAGGACGCGCUGAACAAGCUGCUCCGGCGCGCCAAGUCCAAGUCCAGCGCCCGCGGCUCAACCGCCGGCGCCGGCGACGACGACCAGAGCCUGCCGCUCGACAGGUUCCUCAACUGCCCCUCCAGCCUCGAGGUCGACCGCCGGCUCUCGCUCAGGCUGCAGGCCCCCGACGCGGCGGGCCAGAACGGGGCGGAGUUCUCGCCGGACACGCAGAUCAUACUCACCAAGGCCAGGGAGCUCCUCGCCAGCACCACCGGCGGUGGCGGCGUGAAGCAGAAGUCCUUCAAGUUUCUCCUCAAGAAGAUGUUCGUCUGUGGCGGCGGCUUCGCGCCGCAGCCAAGCUUCAAGGAUCCAGUUGAAACAAAACUGGAGAAGUUAUUUAGGACGAUGCUUCACAAGAAGAUGAGCGCCGCGCGCCAGAGCAACGCGGCAUCUUCGUCAAGGAAGUAUUACCUAGAGGACAAACAAAUGGAGAAGAUCCAAAUGGAUGGUUGCUACGAGGAGGAGGAUGACAACGGAGAAGAUGUUUCCAAGUGGGACAAAACAGAUUCAGACUUCAUUGUUCUUGAGGUGUAA
Lolium rigidum is the source of this 843-nucleotide messenger RNA. Its product is annotated as protein NEGATIVE GRAVITROPIC RESPONSE OF ROOTS-like. The coding region runs from base 1 to 843 and encodes 280 amino acids. Gene Ontology annotation, biological process: regulation of growth; gravitropism. The transcript has 5 exons. NCBI's taxonomy places the organism in Eukaryota, Viridiplantae, Streptophyta, Magnoliopsida, Poales, Poaceae. The record is from RefSeq and is a predicted model, not a curated record.